UAAUUGAUUAAGCUUUUAUCUACAUGUACAUUUAUAUAAAAUAUUAAGACAAUAUAUUACCAGUUUUUGCAUCGUAUAAUUAGAAAAGUAAUUGACGAAUAUUGUAAUGCUUCCAGUAUUAAAGAGAAGUAAUAUUCAUUCCAAAGCAUUGCUAUCUAAUCUAAAAUCAAAGUACAACAGUGACAUUGUAAAACAAAAUAAAUGCUUCUCAUUGUCUACUAAAAUGGAGCAAAAGAGACAUGAUGGAAAGGUUGCAAUAGUUACGGCCAGCACAGACGGCAUAGGAUUCUCUAUAGCAAAGAGGUUAGCUCAAGAUGGGGCAAAGGUUGUUAUUAGUAGUCGUAAACAGCAGAAUGUAGACAAAGCUGUUAAAGAGCUGAAAAGUUUGAAUUUGGAUAUUUUUGGUAUUAAGUGCCAUGUAGGAAAUGCUAGUGAUAGAAAAGCUUUAUUUGAAGAAACGAUCAAACAUUACGGUAAAUUAAAUAUUCUUGUAUCAAAUGCAGCUGCAAAUCCAGCAGUUGGUGAUGUACUAGAUUGUGAUGAAGAAGUGUGGGAUAAAAUAUUUGAUAUUAAUGUAAAAUCCAGUUUUUUACUUGCUAAAGAAGCUCUUCCACAUCUAAGAAAACAACCUAAAAGUAGUAUAGUUUUUGUUUCUAGUAUUGCAGGAUACGAUCCAUUCGCUCUUCUAGGAGCAUACUCAGUUAGUAAAACAGCUCUUAUUGGUUUGACCAAAGCUGCAGCAAAAAGUUUAGCCCCAGAGAAUAUAAGAGUAAACUGUUUAGCACCAGGGAUUAUUAAAACAAAAUUUUCUAAAGCGAUGCAUGAGACAAAAAGUGCUAACGAGGCGGCCAUUUCUCAAAUACCAUUGGGACGAUUAGGUGAACCGGACGAAAUGGGUUCGGUCGUUUCUUUCUUAGUUUCCGACGAAGCAUCCUACAUUACCGGAGAAUCUAUAUUGGCUACGGGCGGAAUGAGUGCAAGAUUAUAAGAUUUUAAUUUGAAAAAAUUUUUAAAAAUAAGAAAAUGUAGACAUAUAAAAAAAUGAAAUUAUUUUGUUAACAGGUUUUUUUGCUCAUUGGGUUCAUUUAUUAUAAUGCAAACAAUAAAAUUUUUGUAUAUUAACCUA
Messenger RNA from Condylostylus longicornis, 1126 nucleotides. RefSeq names its product dehydrogenase/reductase SDR family member 4 (gene Dhrs4). The record is from RefSeq and is a predicted model, not a curated record. The coding region runs from base 107 to 988 and encodes 293 amino acids. Gene Ontology annotation, molecular function: carbonyl reductase (NADPH) activity. NCBI's taxonomy places the organism in Eukaryota, Metazoa, Arthropoda, Insecta, Diptera, Dolichopodidae. The transcript is spliced from 4 exons.